AAACGUUAGUAUGCGAAAAUUUGAAUUAAAAGUUGUUUUUUGUUUACUAUCCUAAAUUGAUUCUUGUUUUCUGUACUUAACAAUUAUGUUUUUUAAUUGACUUUAACUAGAUUAGUUAAAAUUGGAUUGAAUAAAAAGUUGAAAAAUCUACAUUUUGGGAUUUAAAUGUUACCUAACAACAUGCCACAGCUAUCUCUUGUUGCUCAAUAUGAUGAUUUAUGCCGACACACCAAAAGUUUGACAGAGGGGUGUGAAAAAGAAUUCAAGCAAUAUGUUGAAACUAAAAAACGGCUCCAUAGACGGAGAAAAGAAGCUGAAGCCGAACUGGAAAUGCUCAGAAAGAGAGUAGCAGAGUUAGAACGUGGGAAACAAAAAUUUGAAACGCGUUUAAAACACAUGAAAAGUACGAUACUGGCAGAAAUUGAAAAACGCAAGAAGUUAGAGCAAGAGAAAUCAUCUAUGGAAACAAUUAUAACAUUGAUUAAAGAAGUACUUUUAUCCAAUGGAAAUACUAUAGAUAAUCAGACAAAGGAGAAACUUUUCCAACUUAGCUCAAAUUAUAGAAAUCAGGGCGGUUCUCCUUCUCGUUUGACGACUAUUGAGGAAUCAGUGGGCUCUCUCUUGUCUGAUUCUGAAUGCGAUGAAAGUGAGGAUGAUAUUCACAUUGCUGUAACUCAGCGGAAACGUCGCUCUAAAGGAAAGUCCUCGAACAUUAAUGAGCAUUCAUUAAAAAAGAGAAAGUCUGAGGAGAAAGCUAACAGUCCUUGUUUCGAUGAUGAUUUUUGUCUUGAAAGUGAUUAUGUGGCCAAGAAAAGUACUGUUAAAUUUUGCAGCAACAGUGAACUGACUUCAGAUUCAUCAGAUGCUCCACCUUCUCGCCCAGUUUUAAGAUCAGAGUCAGCUCAUUCUUCAGUAAGAAAUUACGAUUUAAAACGAAAUGAUUACAUUGGAAGCACACCAACAGGACGUUACAGUUUGGGCGGCCGUGCUAAUAAACCUCACGCAUUUGCAGUGAAAACCGUUAUAAGAACUGAAAAAUGUUAUCCAUGUGGUAAAGUGAUAAAGUUCUGUAAACAAGUCCUGAAGUGUGGUAAUUGCAGAAUGACUUGUCAUCCUGAAUGUAAAGAUCAAUGUCCUGAACGCUGCAUUCCUGCAAAUUUUACUCCAACCAAAGGAGUGCCGGGAACACUUUGUGAUUAUACACCAUCAACUCCACCUAUGAUACCACCCUUAAUUAUCCAUUGCGUUAGCAAAGUAGAAUCGAGUGGCUUGAAAGAACUUGGAUUAUAUAGAGUAUCUGGAAGUGAGCGUGAGGUAAAGGAAUUGAAAGAAAAGUUUUUGAAUGGCAGAAGUAUACCUUCAUUAAAUGGUGUAGAUAUCCAUGCAGUUUGUGGUACAAUUAAGGAAUUUUUAAGAUCGCUAAAGGAUACUUUAAUAACUAAAGCAGCAUGGCAGAUAUUUGUAGAUGCAGCAAAUCGUCACGAUGAGGAGCAGAGCUUUAACAUGCUCCUUAAUGCUUUCAGUGACCUCCCUCAACCAAACAGGGAUACUCUUGCGUUUCUUAUUUUACACUGGCAAAAAGUUGCCGCUUCAAGAGAAUGUAAAAUGAAUAUUGACAACCUUGCCAGAGUGGUGGCUCCAACAGUUGUUGGUUUCUCUGAAACUGAACCAGCUAAUAUGUUGACAGAGACAAGGCUCAUUUGUCGAGUGAUGGAACGUCUUCUUAUGAUACCCUCAGAUACCUGGCAAAAUAUGUUAACUGUUGAAACUGAGCAAUUCCAUACCCCAAUGAAAACUCCAGAAUGUACCCCAGCUCCAGUUACAAGUCGAUUGGGGCCUAUUUUAACUUCUGGUCAGAAAAUGAAGAGUACAACAGUUGUAAAAACUCCCUACAGAUCUAGGACUCCUAGAACUGAUUCCAAAGUGGGAAGGAGACAGUUCUUUUCUUCUCCUCUUAUCAAGAAUUAAAAUGUGUGUUUGUGUACAGUAAACAUUAUAUUCAAUAUUUCAUUUUUUAUUUGCUUAUUAGGCUACUUGUAGGACAGCUUUUCGGUUAUUUACUUAUUCAUUGUUCUUAUCUAUUACUUUUUGUUGCAAGUAGUGUUCUUUGUAACUAUCUUAUUUAACUAUUCUGUUUAUUUAAUCGUCUAUAACUAUUUUACUAACAAGCUUAAUAAUAAAAAUAAAGAAUCAGAUGAGUUUCCUAGUGUGAUUUUUCUAUUGCAUGAUUUAUUUGUUUACUAAAUUAUAAAAUUUCAAAAUUGUAGGCACUUAAUAAUUAUUGCAUUUGAUUUUCUUUAAUAAUUUGUUUCUGAUGCAACUAGUCAGGUCAGAAAUUUUUUAACUCACAUUUAUUUAGAAAUUGUUUGUAAAUGAAAUCUGUAGUUAAUGUAUUUCUUGGCAUUAUUUAUUAGCUAAGUAUUUAGACUCUGUAAAUAUUGUAUAAAGUGAUUAUUGUAUUGUAUACUCUGUAGCAAUAUUGGAAUGGGAAAUAAAAGUCUGAUUUCAA
Parasteatoda tepidariorum (common house spider) is the source of this 2509-nucleotide messenger RNA. Its product is annotated as rac GTPase-activating protein 1. Gene Ontology annotation, cellular component: midbody; centralspindlin complex; nucleus. Gene Ontology annotation, molecular function: GTPase activator activity. Gene Ontology annotation, biological process: Rho protein signal transduction; mitotic spindle midzone assembly; mitotic cytokinesis. NCBI's taxonomy places the organism in Eukaryota, Metazoa, Arthropoda, Arachnida, Araneae, Theridiidae. The record is from RefSeq and is a predicted model, not a curated record.